Messenger RNA from Funneliformis caledonium, 1593 nucleotides. The record is from the annotation of a GenBank genome assembly. NCBI's taxonomy places the organism in Eukaryota, Fungi, Glomeromycota, Glomeromycetes, Glomerales, Glomeraceae.
AUGUUCAAAGGAGAAAAUCAAGAAUUUAAAAGGCAGUUAGAAGAAAUUAACCAAAAUUCUGAUGAUUUUUUUCUCUCUUUUGGUGAUUUAGAACUAGUAGAAAUAAAUGACAGCAGAAGAAAAUGUCGCAUAAUUUCAGAUGAAUUAAGUAGUGAAUUACAGAAAAUAAUUGUCUCUGCCAAAAAUCAAGCCAUUGAAGCCGAAAAAGAAAGUAAUAAAAAAGCCGCUGAAGAAGCCGCCAAACAAGAAUGCUUAAAAAAAGAACAGCAAAAAAAGCAAAAAGAUAAAGAAGAACAAGUCAAAAAAGAAGCCGAACAAAAAAAAGACAAAAAAACCGAACAAGAAGUAAAAGAAAAUUUGAAUCAAUUUCAAAAUCCUGAGGCUACUCCUCGAGAAAAAGAAGAGGCUUUAAAUAAUUUAGAAAAAAACGAGGGCGAAAGUGCUUACGAAGAAAGUAAAGAGACCAUUAACCAAGCCAAAACCGAGCAAGCCACUCAAAACCCUACUGAAUAUAGUCAAAAUGCGGCUAAUAAAAUCACUGAAAAAAUGAAAGAAGAGGGAAUUAGUGAAGCAGACUUAAGUGGUGAAAAUAACAAUAAUAAAACUAAAACUCUCCUCACCAGUUUAAAAAAUGGAGAGAUUAAAGAUCCCACUAAAAUAGUAGCAGCCGAAACUGAAAUCCGGCAAAAAAUAAAAAAAGAGAAUAUUACUAAAAUUAAACAAAAACUAAUUGAGUUCUUGGCUAAAAGUAAUGUUUACUACUCAUCCCAACACCAAAAAGUCCAAGCCCUACUAAAUAAGUUAGAAAGUUAUUCUAAUCAAAAUGAUCAGGGCAAUAAUACUUCCUCUCCUGCUGCUAUGCCUUGGGGAGUUAUUGAGUUAAGCCAAGAAGUAGAUAAAGAGGAGCAAAAUUUUCUUUUGGUAGAAAUUAAAAAUCUCGAAGAAAAAAAAACUGAAUUAAUUAAUAAAAUUAAAGAACAGAUAAUCGGAGAAGAAGAAAACACUCAAAAUGUUUUAAUGGAAAUCCGUCCAGGUCCAGGAGGGGAUGAGGCCGGUUUAUUUGUGAACGAUUUAUAUCGGGAAGGAGUUUUCAAGUAUUUAAAAAAUGAAGCCGGGGUACACCGUGUCCAAAGAGUUCCAGUCACUGCAAAAGGAGGAGAAAGACAUACUUCUACUGCCACGGUGGUAGUUUUACCAGAACCCCAAGAUAUAGUGCUCAAUAUUCAGGAAUCGGAUUUGAAAUAUGAAACUUGUCGUGCUAGCGGAGCUGGUGGUCAGCACGUUAAUACUACUGACUCGGCAGUGAAAGUAACUUAUAAUUAUUCUGCUAAUGGCAAAACUGAAAUUAUUACGGCAACUUCUCAAGACGGCCGAAGUCAACAUGACAAUAAAAGAAAGGCUUUAGCAGUUCUGAAAAGUCGCAAUUUGCGUUCUUCUAUGAUUGGCACCGCCGAGCGCUCAGAAAACUUUCGCACUUAUAACUUUCCGGACGACCGAAUAACUGACAAGCGUCUAAAAAUAAAAUUACACCAUCUUGAUAGUAUUAUGGAAGGGGGUUUAGAGGAAAUCUGCCAAAAAUCAAUUGACUAUGAA